GGCUUCGAGUCAAACACGAGUCGAGACAGUGCUGUAGAGAGAAGUAUCUGAGCAGUGCGAGAGAGAAACCACUCGAAAUCUCUGUGGAUUACUACUACCGUCAAAUAUCGCCAUUCACUGGAAUUAUAUAAUUUGGAGCACAUUUCGAUUUCUGGAUUAUAAUAUAAUUUAAGGACAAACAUGACUCUGGAAGAACUUGUUGGAUGCAACAGCACUGACAGAAAAAUGGAAACUGUGCGUGAAGCUCUCGAGGAGCUGCUAGUAGCUGCACAACGACAAAACUGUCUGACAGUAGGAGUCUACGAGUCUGCACAGCUCAUGAAUGUGGAUCCAGACAGCGUGGUCCUCUGCGUUUUAGCGACCGAUGAGGAGGACGAGAAUGACGUUGCGCUUCAGAUCCACUUCACGCUCAUCCAAGCGUUCUGCUGCGACAUCGACAUCAACAUAGUGCGCGUCUCCGGCAUGAGGCGUUUAGCACAGGUUCUCGAGGAGCCGCUCUCCACUGACAGCAACGCCAAUGAACCAAGAGACCUCCACUGCAUACUUGUAACUAACCCACAAGCCGAGCAUCUCAAGCUGAAUGAAGUAGGGAGUUACUGCAAGGAAAGCCGUUGCAGGAACCAGUGGGUGCCCUCCAUUGCCCUGCAAGAGCGUUGAGGUGCUGUGCACUGAAAUGUGCUGCAGAGAACCGGAAUAUUGAUGCUGUCCUUCAACCGUCAUGAGGACAUACUCAUCAAUUAAAGGGGACUGUCUAAUAGUCCAUUAUGGAGCUUACGCCUCCAUGUUUAUGGAAUUCUAAAAGUCACAGAAUACAAUAGAG
Cyprinus carpio (common carp) is the source of this 820-nucleotide messenger RNA. RefSeq names its product growth arrest and DNA damage inducible beta b. Gene Ontology annotation, biological process: regulation of cell cycle. The record is from RefSeq and is a predicted model, not a curated record. Lineage: Eukaryota; Metazoa; Chordata; Actinopteri; Cypriniformes; Cyprinidae. Gene Ontology annotation, cellular component: cytoplasm; nucleus.